GGACAGUCCACAACGGUGCGAGAAAACCGCAAGCCAGGUCUCUAUAAUCGCUUUCACCACCUAAGUGCCAAGAUGGCGGGCCCAGUCAAUGGCUUCGCGAACAAGCUCGGAUGCGAGGCCUUCAUGCCUACCUCACUAGACAAAGAGUGCGAUAAGGCAGCGCGAAUAUUAAAGUCGUUCUGUGAUGAAACAACUUUUGCCAACAAUUCGUCUACGUCUCCAGACGAGGCAUUAUCAAGUCGGAAAGCAAUAGUCAGAAUUCCUCGACAAGUCAUUACGUCCGCCGCAGGCCUUGCUAUCUUCACUGCAUUUCGGUCUGGGACACAAUUCUCUUGGGGAAGUGGUUCUGGAGUUGUUGUAGCGCGGCGAACGGAUGGGUCAUGGUCGCCACCGUCUUCCUUUGCCGUGAACACUCUCAGUGUUGGCUUCAUGUUCGCAAUGGAUAUUUACGAUUGUGUAUGUGUCCUCCGGAAUCCCGAAGCAGUCGCUGCAUUCACCAACCCAAGGAUUUCCUUUGGUGGUGAGAUGGCUGUUACUGCUGGGCCGGUUGGUACUGGUGUUUACGUUGAUUCGGCCAUUAGUGGCGGCGGUAUCAACGAGCCUAUAUGGAGCUAUAUGAAGAGUCGGGGCUUUUAUGUCGGGGCACAAAUUGACGGAACUAUCAUAACGGCGAGAGACAAGGCAAACGAGGACUUUUACGGGGUGGAGGUUACGGUUGCUUCUAUUCUACAGGGUAUGGUUCCAGCUAGAGGACCGUUGUGGCCUGAAGGAUACUGGAGGUUAAAUAAUGUAUUGCGAGAAAUAGAUAGUCGUACGUAA
Messenger RNA from Ilyonectria robusta, 819 nucleotides. RefSeq lists its product as uncharacterized. Bases 73 to 819 code for a protein of 248 amino acids. NCBI's taxonomy places the organism in Eukaryota, Fungi, Ascomycota, Sordariomycetes, Hypocreales, Nectriaceae. The record is from RefSeq and is a predicted model, not a curated record. Gene Ontology annotation, molecular function: phosphatidylinositol binding. The transcript has 2 exons.